Messenger RNA from Budorcas taxicolor (takin), 5249 nucleotides. It is a transcript of the gene MAP2K6, whose product is annotated as mitogen-activated protein kinase kinase 6. The transcript is spliced from 12 exons. The record is from RefSeq and is a predicted model, not a curated record. Gene Ontology annotation, molecular function: MAP kinase kinase activity; ATP binding. Gene Ontology annotation, biological process: MAPK cascade; protein phosphorylation. Bases 3992 to 5002 code for a protein of 336 amino acids. Lineage: Eukaryota; Metazoa; Chordata; Mammalia; Artiodactyla; Bovidae.
UCCUCUGUGGGAUUUGAGGGCUUGAGGGUUGGCCCCGACCCCAGCCCCGGGUGGAGGCGAUGGGGAGGAUGGUUGCUCUAAGCCAAUCAUGAUGGUCCUGUGUCUUUUGCCAGAGACUGGUUCUGGCACACUUAUGUGAUGCUUUGGUGGCAAAUGAGACAGAAGUGUCAUUCUGCUGGGGAGCUUUGGGCAAAAUUUCACCACUCUCAAACUGAGGAGCAUCCGGUAGUGUGCAGCAAGCUGUCUUGACGCUCUUUUAGAGGUAUUAGAGGAAGGGGCAAAUGCAGGGCUGCACGCAUGUCCAUCUAGUCAAAGCUGUGGUUUUUCCAGUGGUCGUGUAUGGAUGUGAGAGUUGGACCAUAAAGAAAGCUGAGCACCGAAGAACUGAUGCUUUUAAACUGUGGUGUUGGAGAAGACUCUUGAGAGUUCCCUGGACUGCCAGAAGAUCAAACCAGUCCAUCCUAAAGGAGAUCAGUCCUGAAUAUUCACUGGAAGGACUGAUGCUGAAGCUGAAACUCCAAUACUUUGGCCACCUGAUGUGAAGAACUGACUCACUGGAAAAGACCCUGAUGCUGGGAAAGAUUGAAGGCGGGAGGAGAAGGGGACGACAGAGGAUGAGAUGGCUGGAUGGCAUCACCAACUCAAUGGACGUGAGUCUGAGUGAACUCUGGGAGUUGGUGAUGGACAGGGAAGCCUCGUGUGCUGCAGUCCACAGGGUCACAAAGAGUUGGACACGACUGAGCGACUGAACUGACUGAGCUGACGCGUGUUUAUAUUUGUGUGUGCGCGCUCAGUCGUGUCUGACUCUUUGUAAUCCUGUGGACUAUAGUCUGCCAGGCUCCUCUGUCCAUGGGUCUCAGGCAAGAAUACUGGAGUGGGUUGCCAUUUCAUCCUCCAGGGGAUCUUCAUGGCCCAGGGAUUGAAUCCACGUCUCCUGCGUAUCUGUGUAUGUACACACAAAUUCACACGUGUCCUGCCUCUGAUGGGCAGGCUGCUGAACGGGCCAAGAAGAAAUGACACUAAAUCACGAUGACCGUGCUGACAUUGACCCCACCGCCCGACACUGAAAGGAAACAAGUCUGCGUGUAGAAACCCCAGGGAUGGAGCAUGAAUCGAGGUGUUGCUGGAGGAGGUUUUUCUCAUGCUGAGGCCAUACCUGAGCCUUUACCGACUCUUUUGUGACCCAUGGACUGUCGCCCCCCCAGGCUCCUCUGUCCAUGGGAUUUCCAGCCUGGAGAGGGUUGCCAUUUCUUUCUCCAGAGGAUCUUCCCGACCCAGAUAUCUAAGCCACGUCCCUCGCGUCUUCCGCAUUGGCAGUCGAAUUCUUUACAGCUGAGCCGUGAGAUUAAGAGACGCUUACUCCUGGGAAGAAAAGUUAUGACCAACCUAGAUAGCAUGUUCAAAAGCAGAGACAUUACUUUGCCAACAAAGGUCCAUCUAGUCAAGUCUGUGGUUUUUCCUGUGGUCAUGUAUGGAUGUGAGAGUUGGACUGUGAAGAAGGCUGAGCGCCGAAGAAUUGAUGCUUUUGAACUGUGGUGUUGGAGAAGACUCUUGAGGGUCCCUUGGACUGCAAGGAGAUCCAACCAGUCCAUUCUGAAGGACAUCAGCCCUGGGUGUUCUUUGGAAGGAAUGAUGCUAAAGCUGAAGCUCCAGUACUUUGGCCACCUCAUGUGAAGAGUUGACUCAUUGGAAAAGACUUUGAUGCUGGGGGGGAUUGGGGGCAGGAGGAGAAGGGGACGACCGAGGAUGAGAUGGCUGGAUGGCAUCACGGACUCCAUGGACGUGAGUCUGAGUGAACUCUGGGAGAUGGUGAUGGACAGGGAGGCCUGGCGUGCAGCGAUUCAUGGGGUCGCAAAGAGUCGGACACGACUGAGCGACUGAACUGAACUGAGCCACCAGGGAAGCCUUUAUCAGGCCACCCCACCGUUCAGCCUAGUGGCUGCUUUGGAACAAUGAGGCCUGUGAUCAAACCAAUGGAUCCCUCGGUCACACACCCGUUGCACAGGCUGGGACGCAGAUCUGUGCCUUGGUCUGCCGCCUCGUGGUGUGGGGCGCCCCGCCGGCGGGCUCGGCGUUCUCGCAGCCGUGGACGCACUGGUGCGCUUGCAGAGGCCUUCAGGGCAGGGAAGGCACAGCUGUAUUUGGGUUAAGUGAGCAUGAAGUCCAGGAAGCCUGUCGCUCUCUCCUCCUUCCCUUUAGGGUGCCAGUGGUCUGUUAAUAAUUAACCUCCCGUGGGGAGCCGGCUGAGACCCUUGAAGGUGCUGAAGGACCGACUCUGACUUUGCUGUUGCUCAGUGGGGCAUCCACGGUGGCAACGGUUGGGUCGUUGGUCAGAGGGAGCCUGUAUCCCGGGCACAGGCAUAGCCUCCUUGCCUGCCACCUGAGCUGCCCAAUCCUGGGCGCCUGUGUGCCAGGUCAGGGGAUGGAGAGAGGAGGCUGGCUGACGUCCACAGGUGAUUCAUGCAUUCUUCCGAGAACACCUCAGGCACCCAGAUCUGCUGACUCACGUGGCCCUGGGGGCAGGCGGAUUGCCCCACAACCUCCGCUGCUGCUGGGCGCUCUUGGGCUUCAGCCCACAUUGCUGCUGCGUCCUGACUCUGAGCUCAGAGCUUGAAAUAGAGGCAUGCGCGGGAGAGCCUUGUUUAUCAGCGUGAUCUCAGCCGGUAGGAGGGCCCAGGGGAUGAGGCAGGGCGGAGGGGCGGCCCGCGCCGCGGUCACCGAUGGAGACAGCUGGUGUUUAAACCGUCUAAGAGCCCCGCCGGCGGACCUGAGAGCUGUGCGUCCCGGGUUCCGUGGGGUUUCAUCGCGCCUGCCCAUCCCGGUUCGCGGAUCACAGUGGUCCCACGUGCUUCAGCACCGGGUUCCUCCGCUGUCAGAGAACUCAGCGCAGGGACCCCGAGAUAGCAGAGGGUGCUCGGGGCAGCCAGAGAGGAGGCGGUUUGGCUCCCUCCGUUUGGAAGCUGCUCAGAACCUGUGCUGAGUUAGAAAAGCCGCAUCGGGGAGGCAGGUUGGGGGGUGGGGGGCGGUGGAGAGAAACCCGGAGCGUAUACAAGUUGUCCCGUGCACACACCCCACUCCAGGUGGUAAAGCAGGAGAAUCCAGGCUGGGGCAGAGUACAGCUCGGUGCACUCUUGAUCUCACCGCACAGCCUUGCGAUCGCCCUGGCCAUUCUAAAGUUCAGUCCUGAGGCGUCGGGCGGCCCGCAGCCCAGCUACCGCAGAGCCGGGGAAAUGCCCUCAGCCCUGAGGACACAGACUGGGAGGGGUUUCGAGCUGAGCUGUGGGUUAAACGUAGGUGUCUCCAUUUCUCCUCCUGGGUCAGAUCAAGCUUGCGCUUGCACCUGGAUUCAGUUCAUUGCAAACUGACGCGGUCAGGUUCAUAAUGCGCAGAAGGGAGGGUGGGGUGUGGUCGGUGAUCACAGCUUCUGCAAGGACGUCUGCCCCAGGUUGCCUUCUGCUAGGAAAGGGACGACUCCAAUAGCUGUAUCUAUAGCUGUGUUUCUCCUUUUAUAAAAUGAGUUAAUGAAAUCCUUACAUUCAUCUUGAUUUUUUAAAUAAAUAUCUAGGAAUUUAAUUUUGAUGUGAUACUGUUACCUAUUCACAUCCCUUAUUCCAAUGUCAUCCAUUUUUGUAGUAAUUAAUGUCCUUUGCGUUUUUUUUUUCUCCUUUAAUUGGAGUAGGAUUGCUUUACAAUGUUGUUAGUUCCCGCACUACAAUGAAGCGAAGCAGCUCUGUGUGCACACAUCCCCUCCCUCCUGGGCCUCCCUGCCCCUCCCCACCCCGCCCCCAGGUCAUCCCAGAGCCCCGGGCUCAGCUCCCCGAGCUGUACAGCAGCUCCCCACUGGCUCUUUUUUAUACGCGGCAGUGUAUAUACGUCAGUGCCACAGAAAGCCUUUUUAAAGAAACAACUAAUGGUCUAUGUAUGCGGAGCGGUAUUAACUAUAACAGAACUUCAGUGUCACUGUAGGGCGUGAGCAGUUUCUCGCAGCCGUAUGCGACAGCUUUUGACUGAUGGCAAGAAGCGAAACCCUGGCCUUAAAAUUCCCAAAGAAGCGUUUGAACAACCUCAGACCAGUUCCACGCCACCUCGGGAUUUAGACUCCAAAGCUUGCAUUUCUAUUGGAAAUCAGAACUUCGAGGUGAAGGCGGAUGACCUGGAGCCCAUCGCGGAGCUGGGCCGGGGGGCGUACGGGGUGGUGGAGAGGAUGCGGCAUGUGCCCAGCGGGCAGAUCAUGGCGGUGAAGCGGAUCCGGGCCACGGUCAACAGCCAAGAGCAGAAGCGGCUACUGAUGGAUCUGGAUAUAUCCAUGAGGACCGUGGACUGCCCCUUCACGGUCACCUUUUACGGCGCACUCUUCCGCGAGGGGGAUGUCUGGAUCUGCAUGGAGCUCAUGGACACGUCCCUAGAUAAAUUCUACAAGCAAGUGAUCGAUAAAGGCCAAACAAUUCCAGAGGACAUCUUAGGGAAAAUAGCAGUUUCUAUUGUAAAGGCCUUAGAACAUUUACACAGUAAGCUGUCUGUCAUUCACCGAGAUGUCAAGCCCUCCAACGUGCUCAUCAACGCCCUGGGCCAGGUGAAGAUGUGCGACUUCGGAAUCAGCGGCUACCUGGUCGACUCCGUGGCUAAAACCAUCGAUGCCGGAUGCAAACCGUACAUGGCCCCCGAGAGAAUAAACCCAGAGCUCAACCAGAAGGGAUACAGCGUGAAGUCUGACAUUUGGAGUUUGGGCAUCACCAUGAUCGAGCUGGCCAUCCUCCGGUUUCCCUACGACUCGUGGGGGACUCCUUUCCAGCAGCUCAAACAGGUGGUGGAGGAGCCGUCUCCGCAGCUGCCCGCAGACAAGUUCUCUGAAGAGUUUGUUGACUUUACCUCACAGUGCUUGAAGAAGAAUUCCAAAGAAAGGCCAACAUAUCCAGAGCUGAUGCAACAUCCGUUUUUCACCCUACACGAAUCCAAAGCGACAGACGUGGCAUCUUUUGUAAAAUCGAUUCUUGGAGACUAAAAACCAUGGACUCCAUCGGUUGACCCUCCUGUGGAUUGGUGGGUUUACAGGCUGAUGUUCACUAAAGCGCCAAUAGAAACUCAUCUUUGAGAUAAUUUAACCCUGCCUCUCAGAAGGUUUUUUUCUUCCCCAUUUUCUCUUUUUCCCCCUCCAAAGGGGGCCUUGGAAUCUAUAGUUAUAGGAUGACUGUCUAGAUGGAUGAAACAUGAUAAAGGCUUAGGACUUAAAAAGGUGAUUAAAUAUUUAA